Exaiptasia diaphana is the source of this 1180-nucleotide messenger RNA. RefSeq lists its product as uncharacterized. Bases 19 to 771 code for a protein of 250 amino acids. The record is from RefSeq and is a predicted model, not a curated record. The transcript has a single exon. Lineage: Eukaryota; Metazoa; Cnidaria; Anthozoa; Actiniaria; Aiptasiidae.
GUGCCGUCCGCGUUAGACAUGUCUCAGCUCCAAAACGUUCUCUUUCUUGCGUCAAUUUCAGUUCUUUUGGGAAGAAGCCUGACGAUUUUCUUUAAGAGAGAUUUUUCCUUUGAUGUUCAUAGAUCCUUGGUAUUCURUGACGGCUUGGCCCUUGCAAUAGYUUUGAUUCUUGGUCUUGUUCCAUYGAGCGRCAAYAUCAGYSAACUUUUUGCACUAGCAGCACUUUUAUAUUCGAUCUUCCGAUAUAAAGACGACGAACUAAUAAAAACUCUMACUUUGAGUAGUAGUAUCUACAUGGUCUUGGGAGUCGAUUGGAAGGAAGAAACMUUUGAUUGCAUUACUCUURCCCUUGCCRCAACCCAAUAUCUAAGGAAACCUGAUCGACUGAGAGAGGCUGUGCGAGAAGUGCGAAUCAUUUUUGGGCCCGUUUAUGUAAUUUCCGUGUGUUCUGGAAUACGAUUCUUGUCCUGGGAGAUGCACUCGUUGAUKGGAAUGUUGGCUGUCCUUUCGUCCGUGGUUGCUKCGUUGUUUUUUCGUCCUGACAAUAAUCAAACUCUAAGAMUUGUGACUYCAAAGUCUUAUAUUCCAACRACGGACACUCGCCGGCGCGUCCAUGGCUAUUUGAUGUUCUUCUCAUAUCUGGUUACCAUCUCUAAGGUCSUGURUAAUUCUCAWAUGUCCUUGYCUCGCGGCUCAGRAUGYAYCUUCUUCUUUGCAUUGCUGAACAUUACUCUGUACCUGACGUACAAAGCCUCGAGAGGAUGGAAUUAGGUGGCUCAGCAUUGCUUCAUUAUUUUUUUCAAUGUUUUUAAAUAUCGGUACAGGGUGUGCCCACUUCUUUGCUGUGUUUCAUAUUAUUGUGUACCUGGAGUACAAACCCUGAGAAGGUGGAAGUAGGAGGACGUUGCUUUUGAAAAUAACUAGACGAAGUGUUUUUCAUAAACAUUAGUCAAAAUCGAAACUUCUAUGCUAGCAAGGUAAUACACAUAAUGACAAUUCACUGUGCAUAAAUGUAUAUUAAUAUUUUGUUAGUUGUUUAAUUAUAAUUUUAAGAAGGACUGUACCUUAACAAGGAUUCUUUUGAUAUUCCUACGUAUAAUACAAUGCCGCUGAUGGCAAGAGAAUUCCUUCCAAACUGGAAAAACUCAAUCACGCUCACGUUAUAAUGACUUUAUUAUGA